Molecule: messenger RNA, 525 nt
Organism: Miscanthus lutarioriparius
Lineage: Eukaryota; Viridiplantae; Streptophyta; Magnoliopsida; Poales; Poaceae
Source: the annotation of a GenBank genome assembly
AUGAGGUGCGCAGGUGUUUUCCUGGCGCUUCUGCUCUCCUUGUCCGCGCUAUCUGCCUCCACUGCCGAAGCACAGGAACGAUUGGGCGAUGCUGCGGUAUUGUUAACCACCGGUCGGAAAUGGUUGAGAGGACGCAGAACAAUGGCAGCACCGGGGCGCGGAGAAGCCCGGAAGGAUGAGGUGACGGAAGAAGGGAGGGGAGCCCAGAGCACAGGUGCAAACACUGUCCAUGUCCAUGGAGCAGAGAAAACUGUAGAGCAGGAGCAAAUCAGGAAGCAGAUGCACCUGCUGAAGCUGUACAUGACCUCGGCUGCAAUUCGCUUCCAGGGUAAAAGGAGUAAGAAGGGCUCGGUAACCCAUGCCAGGUUCCAAGCAUCAAGGCAUGGCGGUGGCGGCACGGAUUAUGCAUCGGCACCUGAGAUCCUCGGCAUGGACUACAACUACAACCUGAAUCCUCGUCGCCACCGCCCGAUCAACAACGACGCUCCGCUGCGUCUGGGUGAGCUCGCCGCCAAGACACCUUAG